Messenger RNA from Carassius auratus (goldfish), 648 nucleotides. RefSeq names its product natriuretic peptide B (gene nppb). The transcript is spliced from 3 exons. Gene Ontology annotation, biological process: receptor guanylyl cyclase signaling pathway; negative regulation of systemic arterial blood pressure; neuropeptide signaling pathway. Gene Ontology annotation, molecular function: hormone activity; hormone receptor binding. The record is from RefSeq and is a predicted model, not a curated record. NCBI's taxonomy places the organism in Eukaryota, Metazoa, Chordata, Actinopteri, Cypriniformes, Cyprinidae. Gene Ontology annotation, cellular component: cytoplasm; extracellular region. The coding region runs from base 189 to 578 and encodes 129 amino acids.
UGUAAGCUUUAAAGGACUGAUUUCCGACAGCUCCCUUUAUCAGACUGAGGUGUCGGAAUGCACCGUCAUUCUUCACAUUACUGGCGCGUCAAACUUUGAAGUAGAAAAAGAGCUCGAGGCUCCUAAGAGAGCAGGCCUAUACAGACAACGACAAACGAGACAGAGGAGCAGCUAAAACAUCAGGAAACAUGAAAUCGAUUGACAUUCUUCUAGUCGGCCUUCUCUUGCUCUUCAGCGUUCAGCUCAUGAGCGCGUUCCCGCUGCAAAACACAGCCUUAAUCACCGAGGACAGGGAUGUCUUAAAGCUUCUUCUACAGCGACUGGAGGAGUCCAUUCCCGCUUCUUCUCAAGAACAAACACUGAUGAGAGUGGAAGAAGAGGAGGAUAAUCCUGAACAAACGCGCUUUGAACCUCAACCCAAGACUGACACGAGCGACUAUCUGUCUGCUCGGGACUUGAGGACAGUCCGGCGAGACUCCAAGAGAUAUUCCGGGUGUUUCGGGCGCAAACUGGACAGAAUCGGCUCCAUGUCGUCCCUGGGCUGCAGCACCGCCGGACGCUCAGGUUCUAAGUGGUGAAGUUUUCAUGCUUAGGAGCUUCUACAAAAAAAAAAAUAAAAAAAAAAAUAAAGUUUAACUUAUUAAUUGC